CAACGAGGGCAGAGGUUGGUAAAAAGGAGUGAUUGUAAUCCUUUGAUAGAAGCCGAAAUUCCUGUUACGCCUGUGUGUGACCGCGUAACACACGUACAAGACGUCCCCGGGCGGCAUGCCUGUGAUCUCAUCUCCAUAUUCAAGUCAGGAAACGCGAGGUCAUCUGACAGCAAUGGAUGAUAGUGGGCAGUCUAGGUCAGGUCAAAGUUCAUCUUCGCGAAUCAAUGAUGAAAGGCGUCAACUUAUAACAGAAAUGAGAAACCAAAAUUUUGAUGUGAUUCGAUUUGCCACAUACAGAACAAGUUGUAAGCUGCGAUUUGUACAGAAAAAAUGUAACUUACAUCUUGUAGACAUUUGGAAUAUCAUUGAAGCAUACCGAGAGAACGGUCUAAACACCAUGGAACACUCAUCAGAGUUGCCUUUUUCUAAAAUAGAAGGAAUCAUUGCUAGUAUAUAUUAUCAAUUAAAUAAACGACUCCCCUCAACGCAUCAAAUCAACAUUGAUCAAUCUAUCAGCUUGCUACUCAAUUUUCUACUCCUGGCGUAUGAUAGCGAGGGACGUGGCCACAUGAGAGUAUUAUCUAUCAAAGUUGCCUUGGCAACACUGUGCUCAGGGAAACUCAUGGAUAAACUCAGAUAUAUUUUUUCCCAAGUGUCUGAUUCAAAUGGCACACUGGUGUGGAAUAAAUUAGAUGCGUAUUUAAAAGAAGUAUUGUCAUUGCCAGGAGCUGUCUUUGAAGGUCCAUCAUUUGGUUAUAAUGAAACAGCUGCCAGAUCAUGUUUUGGAUAUGAAGCUGCAAAUAAAAAAAUAACACUAAAUGAAUUUUUAGAUACAAUGAUGUCAGAUCCUGGUCCACAGUGUAUGAUGUGGUUGCCAUUGAUGCACAGGAUGGCAAAUGUAGAAAACGUUUUCCAUCCGGUGGAGUGUGCAUAUUGCCGAGGUGAUCAUAUGAUGGGAUUCCGAUAUAAAUGCCAGCGUUGUUACAACUACCAGCUAUGUCAGAAUUGUUUUUGGCGUGGUAACGUUUCUGGUAGUCAUAGUAGUGACCAUGAAAUGAAGGAAUAUUCCACUUAUAAAUCUCCCGCAAAAAAAAUAAGUAAAGCUCUGAAGAAACCAUUCAGGUCUAAAGAUCACCAACAGAUACCAAAGUUUCCAGAUCAGCCAGAACAACCGUUAGAUUUAUCUCACAUUGUGCCUGCCCCACCUGUUACUAAUCUUAGUUAUGAUAUGUCUGAGACAAGUAGGAAGGACAUGUCUAUUGAUAGUGAAUCUAGACGUCUUAACAGCAGCAUGUUGGAUACAACUAGAUUAGAUGACGAGCACCGACUAAUUGCUAGGUAUGCAGCAAGAUUAGCGGCUGCAAAAAACUGUAAUACUGAUCCCGACUCUAGUUUUGAUUCUAGCUAUGACCAGCUUGCGAUUCCUGGAAGUCAAUGGCCAGAAACUCAAGGAAAUGAAAUUCCUGCAAGUUUAGAUGGAAACAAAGAACAAAGAGAACUCAUUGCUAAGUUAGAAGCCAAAAAUAGAGAAAUCAUGAGAGAAAUUCAGAAACUUCGACAAGAACACGAUGAAGCUGUGAAAACUACCAGUAUGGAGAGAAAUCCCACGUUAUUGGCUGAGCUCAGGUUACUAAGGCAACGUAAAGAUGAGCUGGAAUUGAGGAUGGCUGCAUUACAAGAUAGUCGUAGAGAGUUAAUGGUGCAGCUGGAAGGACUUAUGAAGUUACUCAAGUCUUCGGAUAUAAUUGCUUCACAGAGCCAUGGCGGUUCACCCAAGUCCACCCCAAAUAGCAGUCCACGGGCAGCUAAUAUGGGCCCCCGCUCCCCACCAAUGCAAGCCCCUGUUCCCGCUGUGCGAUCUGCCCCAUCAACGCCUGGGGAUUCCUUAACUGGUGUUGGUGGCGAUGUCAAGCAAGCCUUCGGGCAGUCAAGGAACUUGCGAAAUGAUCUGCUAGUUGCUGCGGAUUCAGUGACGAAUGCAAUGUCAUCACUUGUCAAACAACUUAAUUCAGAGGAUGGUAGUAGCAGUUCUAGUGAAGAUGACAAGGAAGAUACAGUGGAGCGUAGAAACAAUAGAGCCAAAGUGGACAGUGACUCAGGUAGCAAUGUGGACACUAGGGAUCCUCUUGGCAAGUGGCAGACAGGUAAACCUUCUGAUACUGAAAAGUUCCUGGCUGAGAUCGAGAAGCGAAAACAAGGUCCUCAGCAAACAAGCAGAUCGUUGCUUGAUGAUCCUGACAGCUACAAUCAAACUGAUGACACUGACUCUUAUAUUCGAACCGACGAUGAGAGUUACCUAGCAACUGAUGAUGCUGAGUCGUACAUACGUACUGACGACGAAAGUUACAUGCGGACGGAUGAUGAAGCAUCUAAUUAUUUUCGUCAGACUGAUGACGAACUGUUCGAGAAAGAUCCGCAGGAUUUCUACAGACACACAACAGAUGAUGAGUAUGUAAGGACGGAUGAUGAUGAAAGCUACAUAAGAACAGACGACGAAGACGCCGUGACAAACAACCAACAAUGGCAAGAAGCUAUGCAAAGAUGGAUUAGUCGAUAGUCACUUCUCAUGUUUUUACUAGUACCACAGUAGCACUGUUUGGGGACUGUGGGGAAACCGUAAAAAAUCACUAUCUUUCCUAUACCUAUACCCAGCUUCCAUUGUACUGCACUGUCUAGCCUCUUCCUUCAAAGCACCUGCACAAGAGCAUGUAGCUCAGUGAGAAAAGCGGUUAUUAGGAAUGAAACCAUUGGUGCUAUUAACAGGAGAUAUCAUAUAAAGAUAGACAAGAGAGAACGGCUUCUUUAGUAAAACAUGUAUUCAUAUGUGGUGUCUAAUAUACAUUUUAUUUGUAUGGUAUUUUUAAAAAUCAAAAAAUUGUAAAUAUAUAAUUUUAGUUUGUGCCUGCCCACACAGACAUUACGCAGACCAUUCCACCUGUGUAAUUUCAACUUCUUCUUUUGAUCACUUUUUACCACGUGAUCCUGUAUA
Messenger RNA from Saccoglossus kowalevskii, 2989 nucleotides. Its product is annotated as dystrobrevin beta. Gene Ontology annotation, molecular function: zinc ion binding. The record is from RefSeq and is a predicted model, not a curated record. Gene Ontology annotation, cellular component: plasma membrane; synapse. Lineage: Eukaryota; Metazoa; Hemichordata; Enteropneusta; Harrimaniidae. Gene Ontology annotation, biological process: synaptic signaling.